UGAGGGAGUGAAGGGAGGAAACAGAAAGAAAGGCAUCGUGCAGCAGCGGGGAACUUUGGUUGAAGUUACAUCUGCUUCUGGGCUGCGGGGAGAAGAUGAGGAGUCUAAGCUAAAGUGGCCUCCCUUUCUUGCCCCCCCUUCCUCCCGCAGCGACCCUGUCCUGUUAACUGGUGCGUACGGAGACGAAAGGGCCCCGCCCACUUCUGCCGCGAGCUUGCUGGCUGCAGCUAUCAUGGAAGAACUAGCUGAGGAUGACAUUGAUAUCCUGAACCAUGAAAAAGCAGACACUCAUCACAGACAAGAUGGACAAUUUCCUACUCCAGUGUUUUCAGGAGAAGAAUCAGUUGCUUCACAUUUUGCCCUUGUCACUGCUUAUGAAGAUAUUAAAAAGCGUUUGAAAGAGACAGAAAGAGAAAAUUCUUUCUUAAAGAAAAGAGUAAGAUUGUUAGAAGAAAAGCUUCUUGAAUCUCAUUUGGAAGAAGCAACAAGUUCUGUGGGUCGUGAGCAAGUUAACAAAGCUUAUCAAGCAUAUCGGGAAUCUUGUAUUGAACGAGAUAAUCUGAAAAGUCAACUGGAUAAAACGAUGAAAGAGAACAUGGAAUAUGUGAAAAUCUUGAAUGAGCAGUUGCAGUCUAAAGAAGUAGAACUUUUACAGCUAAGAACAGAAGUGGAAACUCAACAAGUGAUGAAGAGUUUCAAUUCUAACCCAUCUAACUGGGAAAUAGACAAACUGAACAGUGAGCUGAAGAUGCACAAUUUGGAAGUGGAUUUGGAGAAACUGAGGGAAGAAUGCAACCAUCUUAGGAAGGAAUUGCAAAAAUCUGUUGAAUCCCAAGAAAGUUUAAUAAAUGGAGAGCUUAUCCAACAGCAAAAUAUCCAUAGUGAACGCAUUCAGCAGGUAUACAGAGAACUGAAGAGGGAGAUGUCUAAUUUGCAUCUGGUGACUGAAGUGCAAGUUGAGAUGCUGAAGAAGCUGAAACUUAUUCCAUCUACAACUAAGAAAGUGCCAUCCUAUACCUCUGUUCAGUGUAUUGAAGAUCUUGAAAGGGAUGCUACCAACCUCCACUUAGGUGCUUCAGGAGCAAUAUGCAAAAAUAGAUUACUUCAAACAAAUGAUGAUGUUUUUGGUAAUCUUGCAUCAUCCUCACCGUGUACUAAUGAGAAAUUUAGCUCUUCAUGUGAGUCUCCAUUUCUGGAACAUAACUCCUAUGGAAAAAAUUCUCUAGAAGAUAAUUCUUGGGUAUUUCCAAGCCCUCCAAAACCUAGUGAAACAGUAUUUUGGGAAAUGAAAAACAGAGUGACUCACUUAAACUUUCCAGGAAACAACUUGGAUCAGUAUAACCAAAAUUGCUUGCAUAAGAGCUAAGAACAGUAGAAGGAACUUGAAACUAAUCCUGAACAAGGUCUUGUACUUGUACUUGUUAGUAGAGGGUGGAGUAUAAUGAACUUGGAUGAGUUGGAUGAGAUUUUCCCUGUUAUCAAAACUUGAAAAACAGUGAGUACAAAUACGGUGAAUGAUUUGUUAUAUCCUCAAUUUUCUGAUUACCCAUUGACAGAUUUCUAAAAUAUUAAAUUGUGGAGGAAUAAAACAAAAGCAACAUGUGUUAUGAAUAAUAUGUACAUUCAAACAUGAAGCUAUGAAAAGGACUUAGUUUUUGGAUAAGUUUUGAUUUAAGGUCAGGUAAUUAAUAUAUUAAAUUCUGAAGCAAUCUCUGGCUUUUUAUUAAUGGAUAAUAUGCUGAAAAUGAGAUCAUUCAAUUUAUCAAUUUAUCCUCAGUACCUCAUGGUAAAAAAUUUUGAAAUAGGGUAAAAUGGAAAAGUUUCUAAAUGCUGCAGUAAAAUAUCACUUCACAAAUAAUAGCAUCAUGUAUUUAUUGCUUCCUUUUGGGGGGAUUUCCUGUCCAAAAUGCUAUAAUAGUUUUGAAGUGAAAUAUCCAGGCUCCUUAAUACAGCUAGGAAGAACUGUAACAUUCCAAAUAAUUUAAUCUUUCUGUGAUUCCACAUUUCUGAUAUAUUCUAUACUAAAGAAGAUGCAUUUGAUCCAAAAUAUAUGGGUAACCUGAUUGUUUUAAUAGCAUUGAAAUAAUUUUCUGUCUUUUCUGUCUCAUUUUAUUAGCAGUAAAUUUUGGUUGAUCUAUUAUACCCUCAAAUCAGUAGUGAUGAUUUUACCAGCAUAUAAAUGGAUAGAUUUCUAACAGCAGUUUUAUGUACCUGGAUUUGAGAUGCAGAAAGAGUGAGGGGAAAGGUCAGAAGGACCUGACAAUAUAAUGAUGGACCAGCUGCAAGUUUUGUUUACUUCAGUGCUCAAAUCUCAUCUGGUCAUUCCCUCAUGUACAAUUCAUGUAUCUUGCCAUUUUCCAUUUGUUUCUGAAUGUGUACUUGAAACAUGAAUAGAGAAAAGUAAAAUCUAUAGUGGAAGAAAUAAUUGUAUUUUUCUGAAAGAUAAAAAUUUUCCAUGUGGUUGUGUAGAUGAGCAGCACAACCAUAACAAUGUUAUUUCCCCUUCUUCCUGUGCAUUGCAUUUUGUAUAAUUCAGUACUGGUGCUUUCUUCCUUUUAUUACUAAAGAGAAUAUAAUCUGCGGAGCAAGGUGAAAGUGUGGAGAUUUUUUCCUGUGUUAAUGAAUGGCACACAUGAUGUUCCUCAGAUUUUUUUAAAAAUAUUGUCUUGUUCACAUAUCCUACCUUGUCUGUGAUUAAUGGAAAUAGUGUCAGAUGCAAGAAUUUAUUCUGACCAAUGAACAUAGCUGACUCAAGGGAGUACAAUCCUCCUGUAGAGUAAUAGAACAAACUCCAAUAUGCAUAUAAUAAAUCUAAGCCACUGAUUUCAACUGAUAGAAUCAACUACCUGUGUAAUAAAAAGAAGUAGAAGUAGCCAUUUCUGUGACUGCAUAGCUCUAAUGUUUCUCAGGACUGCUUUUUUGGAUUACAGAUUCUUGAAUAAGUUACCAUUAUUUAACAUGCCAAGCUGCUUCAUGUUUUUAAUGAUGUAUUGAGGAUCCAGCCAUGUUUUUAAAAAACUUACUUUUGUUUGAAACAAUUUUAUGCAAUUGAAACCUUUUUUAUUUUGAAUGCUCUGAACUGUAUAUUCAUCUAUGCUAAUUAAAAUCCUAAAUUUGAGUAAAUUCUGAUUCUAACCCAAUUUUGUAUCUGAGUGGAAAAUAAAAUCUGGAGUAGGUUUCAUUGUUAUAAUUAGGAAUGUGUAAACUUCUUUCAAUUUAGUAAUGUAGCAUUCUCUUCCCAUUCCAAAUCAAGACAUUCUUGGGGUAGAAAGGCUUUAAGUUGACCCUAACAUUUGACAGUUUCAUUUAUAUAUCUAAAAUAAUAUAAUCUUAUUUAAAAUUUAUAUUUUCAAAUAGAUCAAAGUAGAAUACAUUAGAAAAGAAAGUGGGGGGAAAAGCAAAUUAAACAACAGUACUAAGUAUAAAAGAUUGGGUGAUCCAUUUCUAAUUAUGCCUGUUGUGUUUUACCAGUUGCUCUGAGUUACUGAAGCGACAUUUUAAUCUCUUAAAACUCUAUGAUACAGAACCCUUGAAAAUCUAUAUUAAUGUGGUUUUCUUAAAAAAUUGUAUUCCUAGAUGGCUAAUUUAUAGAGAAUAAACAAUUUUUUUGAUCUGAGAAUGGCCUUUUGAUUCUCACUACUAUUGUUAAAAACUGGCAGGAGGGGUUUGUAUCAUGAAGCAUUCAUGACAUUAUAAAUUUGAAGUGCUUACAAGGUAAAUUUAAUCAUAGUUUGCUUCUUAAAUCUAUCAUUUUACUGGUGCUGAUGUAAAGAGAAUACAUUUUCUUUCAAGUUUCAUGCAGAUAGCAUCAUUUGAAAAAUUAUUUUGAGCUGCCAACUCUUGGAAUGAGAGUUUCUAGUGUCUGUCAUUAGUAAUAACUAGAAUUAAAGAUCAGCUGUUCCGUUAUUUUUUAAUCCAGAGCUAUGAAGUUAGGUUACACUAUGCUAAAUGCUACAACCCAAAUCGCAGAACAUUUAUUUUAAAAAUUGUAGUAGGAAAUAACAAGAAUACAGUUCUCUUAGAUCUUCAAUUAAAAAUCUACUUAGAAUACCAUAUGAUAUAAUCUAAAACAGUAAUCCCAAACUUUCUGUCUUGGCGAACCUGUAGAGGGAAUAGUUCCAUAUGAGUGGCAGGUGCGUAUGAUUGUGCACUUGCACGGGUGAUCUUCAUGUGCAAGCCCACCACUCACGCUAAUGCAGCUUUGUGGAUGAGUACGAGCACCCACUGCUUCCAUGGCCCGGUUCAUGGCAUAGUAGUGAACCAUGGCCUGGGGGGUUGGAGAUUCCUGAUCUAAAAUAAUAAAUCAGCAUUAAAAGAAGAACCUAUUUUUUUUCAAUUUUUAAAGCCCUGUGGCUCAGUUUUCUGAAAGCUAUUUUUUUUUUGCUAGUCUGUUGAGCUUCUUAAUUGCAUGAAAUUAUAGCCGAACCCUAGAAUAAUAGACUGCACAUGGACACCAAAUAGUUUAACAAAUCAAAGACUAGAACUCUCUAUAUCUUCAGCAAAUGCAUAUGUGCAUCUAUACACAUCCAAAAGUGCUUGCAAAGUAAAUUGCAGUACAUUGUUCAUGCAAUCCAUCCAAUCAUUUAUGGACUUUCCCAUAGCAAAGUUCAGAUAAAAGCCAUUUUCCAGGCAGGCUUUUGUCUGACCAUGUGUUUAAAUGUUCUUUCAACACUUCACUGCCCAUUCAUCCUGGCUAAAAGUGAUAGCAACAGGGACUUGACUCAUCUCUGCUGCAUUGGAUAGAAAACUUUGUAAAAAAAGCAGCCAAAUCAGAAGUUAUAAAUAACUGUAGGACUCCGAAUGGGACUGUGUUUUCUUUUUCAUGCACAGCACACUCAAAGCAGGUUCCAAAGAGAGCAGGCUCCAAAGUCAUAACCUUUUACACCUUGAUAUUCUUUACUGAUCAAUCUUUUAGUUCACUAGCUCCUUUUUUCAGAAAGAAUAAGGACCAUCUAUUUUAUAUGUAGAAACUCAACCAGUAAUCAAUGCAAAAGAAUGGGAAAGCUGGAAAAUCUUUGCCAUGUGCAAUAGAUUUUUUAAAUGAAAUGGGGGAAAAGUAUAUAGCAAGGAAAAAUCAAUUCAAUUUGUCAAUUUUGAGAUGAGUCAUUACAUACCUGUCAUUUAAUAUGACAUAAGUUAUACAAUAUAUUUUGUGAUAUAAUAUUCUUCACAUUAGAGGAAAAAGCAAGAUGCUAAAAUUUAUGAAGAUUUAUUUUCAUAUAUUUUGGAUGAGAACCAAUUCCCUGAGAAGCAUUUUUAUCAUAUAUUUGAAAAGGGUUGCAUAAGUAGUUAAAUAGAGACACAUUUUUAAUUCGAUGUUAUUAAAAUAGCCCCAGAUUACAAAGCUCACCCCCACAUUAUAAAGGUCAUUCUGUUACACACUUUUGUCUCGGCUUUCCACAUCACCUAUUUUAUCUGGAUUCUUUGAUAGGACAUUCAGUUCUAUUUCUUUGCAUCUCAGAUAUAACUCAAGAAAUCAUAUCUUAACACCACAAUACUGUAGAUUUUGAAGGUAGAAUUGAUGAAUAUCAGAUGUAAAGUGAUGUUGACACUGUCUUCACUCUUCAAAUAUUGUAUUUUAAAUCUUCUCACAAAUUCAAGUGGAUCAAAUGGAUCAAAAUUUAUUUCCCUAAAUUUAACGAUACCACAAAAAUAACAUUGGGAAAUAUUGCACAAACAAUGAAUUAUAGUAUAUGGCUAAGAAACCUAUGAGCUCUUAGUGAUUCUUUGAUUAAAAUGCAAAGGUAAUAUUACAUUUUCUGAAAUUUCCAGCAUUUAUAACCAGAGAUAGUGGAAUUUGUAGCUGUCUCUUUGCUUUUAUUAUUUAUUUUUAUAUCAUUCCUGUAAGGAAAUUGUUUUCCCACUAAACCUAGCAUAACUGGUGGUCAGUUAUAAUGGAAAUUAUAGUCUAAUAAUACCUGGAAUGUCAUGGGAUUCUUUCACAAUUAUUCUUUUGUUUUGAAAAUGAGUACUUGUUCUGAUUGAGAUGAGAAAAUAUAGGAAUAAAACUAUUAAAAAGUAUCCAAUGAUAGAGCACUCUGGGAAAAAAUGUCCUUAUUCAGAAUGUAUUGAAAUUCUGAGCAUAAGGAAGACUGUAGACUAGGCUUCUACUAUUUUGAAACAGGUGUUGCUUGGAAGAAUAUUUUAGAAUCUUUAUGCAAAGUAACAAAAGCACAGGCCCAGGUUUC
This is a messenger RNA of Thamnophis sirtalis, 6188 nucleotides long. The record is from RefSeq and is a predicted model, not a curated record. NCBI's taxonomy places the organism in Eukaryota, Metazoa, Chordata, Lepidosauria, Squamata, Natricidae.